CCCAUAGCAAAGUUUAACUUGAUGUUACAGGCGACAGGAUAUGUACAAAGGACGAGGAGGACGAAGGGGAAAGGAUUUCAAGAACAACCGGAGUCAGCAUAAUGGCAACAAUAGCAGUCUUGGCUGGCAUAAAAUAUUGAUACGAGACGGAGGGAAUGCAAACAAAGAUGAGGUUCUUGAAUCUAUACGUAACUUAGUACAUGAACCUUUCACCCCUAUAUUGUUUGAAGCUGAAGGAAAGAAUCUUGUUUUCUAUUUAGAAGAUAAUGGCCGUGCUGCUCAAGCCAUCGUACAAACAAGUAGGAGAAUUACUCUGCCCUCUGGUGUUCGAAUCUCUCUUAUGAGUAACAGAUCUCCUCCUCCAAACAGACCAGUAGCUGCCAAUCAGCAUGAUAGUUUGAAACGUAUUAUGAGUGAUCGAUAUUCUCCAGAACUGAAACGACUAACUCUGAAGAACUUUCACAAUGAUGCCAAUCUAAUAAAAGAAGGUAUCUUCUGUCCCUUGUACCGCCAACCCAACCUGCAACUGGUGGUGGAUAUUAUUGUUGAAAAUAUACCUCAAGUUGAAGAGAUUGACCUUAGUCACAACAAGAUCAACAACCUUGAUGCAUUAGGUUGUGUUGUAACCUCCUGCCCCAACCUUCAAAAACUUGACUUGGGGAAAAACAAGCUCCUAAAUAUGGACUCCCUGAACCAGCUUGCCGGGCUUAAUCUUACUGAACUGACUCUAGAAGGCAAUCCUCUCUGUGACAAGUUCAGGGAGACGGAGGUUUACAUCAGUGCUGUGAGGAAACUCUUCAAUAAGGUUUUGUAUUUGGAUGGACAAGAACUUCCUAAGCCUAUAGGGUUUGAAGUAGAUGAAGAUGAUAGCAAGAUUCCCAAGAGUGUUCCUGCCUAUUUUGUUUUACCUGAUGUUAAGGACCUCGUACUACAGUUUAUUGAACAAUACUACCAGAUAUUUGAUACUGAGGAUAGAAAGCCAUUGGAGGCUGCAUACUCCAAAAAUGCUCUGUUUUCCCUCACGUGCCACUUCCCAGAUACUGGCCCCGGUGCCCGGCUCUCAAACCUCUAUAUAUCUGACAAUAGGAAUUUGAAAAAGGUGUUUGCUUCUGACCAGCGACAUAAGCUGGUGUUUCAAGGCCGCAGUACAAUUGGUUGCGUUCUGCGGCAGCUGCCAUCCACCGUUCAUGAUCCUCCAUCCUUCACUUUGGACGUUCCAGUGGCAGAUCCUAAGCUGAUAGUAGUGACUCUGAGUGGGGUGUUUCGUCAGCAUGCAGACAGAAAUCCGCCUAUUCGGUCAUUCACGCGCACUUUAACAAUCAUCCCUGAAGGAACAGGUUUUUGCAUAUGUAAUGAGCAGCUUUUCAUUACCAGAGCAACAAUUGAUCAAGUUAAGAGGGCAUUUAAAACUCCUAUUGUGCCAGUGGAAAAUAUCCAGCCAGUGCCUGAAAAUGUUCCAGUUCCUCAACAGGACACACUUGUACCACUGCAGGAAGCAAUGAUUCUUAAAUUUUCUGAGGCAUCAGGAAUGUUACCUCAGUUUUCACAAGUGUGUUUGGAGCAGAAUGCUUGGGACUUCAACAAGGCUGGAGAGAUAUUUACAAAGUUGAAGGCAGAAAAUAAGAUCCCACCUGAAUAUUUUGCCCAAAGUCUUUAAAGUUCACAUAAUGAUAACAGUCAAAAUUUAUAUAAUUCCUGAUUAGUUGUGAAAUACUUCAAAAACACUUAACCUUUAUAAAGCAUUAAAAAGACUGGAAAGUUUGUAAGUUUUAUUAAAAUAAAAUAAAUUUCUGAUUACAUAAUUACCGGUAUGUUACGUGAAAUGUUGAUUGUGGGCAUAACAUGCUUAAGAGUGCAAGUGAUGAUGAAACUUGACAGUGGCUUUCACAGCUCUUCCAGGUGCACGACCAUUGUUAGCCAGCCUUACCAUUUUUGCCGAGAACAAUUUGCCGUUUUUUAAUGUGACAUUGUAAAGGUUUACGUGAUCCAGAAUCCCUGUGUCCUCGGUAAUGGCUAGUUGAAAUUUGAGCGUACAAAUUAAAGGUAAACCGAAGUGCUGAUUUUAUAUUCUAAAAUGCAAAGUGUUUAUUUAGAUCUCUGAUGCCCCUUUUUGUAGCCUAUCCAUCCUUGGAGGGAUGACCAAGUACGUGGUUAUUUCUGGACACAUUUGGUUUUGGGUGAAAGGUUUUUGAUGGAGCACCUGAAUCAUAAGUUAGGGAAUCCUAUGUGCUAAUUUUGCCAUCAUCAAAGUGAAACUGGUCCAGUGUGAUUGGCAAAAAAAAAAGAUGAUUUGUUUUGAAAAUAACUAUUAUUUUUUUAAUUGCUGUAGUUUAUAAGGCUGUUCAUGAAAUCACUGGAUUUAUGUCCAAAUGAGAAUUCACAACUCACAUAAUUGUUUAAUUUUUCAUUGUCAUAUGUGGUACAUCAUUUUGCUGACUUGGUGGCUACCUAACAUAAAAAUAUUUAACUUCAUCUAUUAUUUGUUUUUCUUGUCUUUCAUCUUAUCAUUUCAAAUUUUUGACAGUAAAGUUCAAAACUGCUAAAAAUAAAUAAUUAUUGUUUGGUAAAUGUGGUUCAGAUAUUCUAUAACUAGAAAAAUAUUUUAGUUACAUAGAACAGAGGCUGCAUGGUGAAUAAUUGACUUCCUGUAUAUAUUUCAUGAAUGUAUGGAUAAUAUUCUGUAAAUAUGUUUUAUAACAAAAAUAUAAUAAAUUCUGUGCUGUGGAAGGUGUCCUCAAAAAGCAA
Messenger RNA from Procambarus clarkii (red swamp crayfish), 2745 nucleotides. NCBI's taxonomy places the organism in Eukaryota, Metazoa, Arthropoda, Malacostraca, Decapoda, Cambaridae. The record is from RefSeq and is a predicted model, not a curated record.